ACCGCUGCGAACCAAAUCGGAAGAAGAAGAGGGUGGAAGAUCUUUGGUGAACGAACCAGAGAUGCAGAUGCAAUUGUCCGACUCCCAUAAUCAUUGUUGCCGGAGUCUGCCAUUCGCGAGGAGUUGUUGGAGAACUGAGUGAACGACGGGGAGAGAGAGAUUGACGACUGUGUGAGGGGUGAGAAACAAAUGAUGAAAACCAUAACAGUAAGGUUGAGAAAAGAAAGCCAAGCGAAACUUGUUUAUCGUCAAACCAAACCACGAAGGAAGUUUCAUCGUGUCUGAUCAGAAAAGCUUCUCUCUUUGUCUUUGGAAUCGUUUUCAAAGAGGUGGAAUGGCAAAGAGCUACUUCAAGCAAGAACAUGAUCUUGUAUGUUCUGUUUUAUCUUCAGAGAAGCGACGAGCGGAGGCCGCAAGGAUUAGAGACAAGUACCCUGACAGAAUCCCGGUGAUUGUGGAGAAGGCGGAGAGAAGUGAUAUUCCAAUUAUUGAUAAGAAAAAGUACCUUGUCCCGGCUGACCUAACUGUGGGACAAUUUGUUUAUGUGAUUCGGAAAAGGAUUAAACUAAGUGCAGAAAAGGCAAUCUUUAUCUUUGUGGACAAUGUUCUCCCACCUACUGGUGCAAUUAUGUCUGCCAUUUAUGAAGAAAAGAAGGAUGAAGAUGGAUUUCUUUAUGUCACUUAUAGUGGAGAGAACACUUUUGGUUACUAAGAUCCUACUUAACUCUGGUUCACGGAGCUUAUUCUAUUUGACUUCCGCAACCACCAUCUUAUUUCCCUCUGCUAAUGCUUUACUUUUCCUUCUAUAUCUGAAACACCUUGCUGGUAAUAUUGUGUACAGUUUUGUGUAUAUAUAACUACAAGUAUUUCCUUAAUGGUAAAUAUGGUGGUUUUUUAUCA
This is a messenger RNA of Morus notabilis, 900 nucleotides long. RefSeq names its product autophagy-related protein 8f. Lineage: Eukaryota; Viridiplantae; Streptophyta; Magnoliopsida; Rosales; Moraceae. The transcript has 7 exons. Gene Ontology annotation, biological process: cellular response to nitrogen starvation. Bases 335 to 712 code for a protein of 125 amino acids. The record is from RefSeq and is a predicted model, not a curated record.